AUGGACAGCGGUUUGGAUAAGCAGCUGCCGGACUCACCUGCCUCCGCCACCACCUCUCGUGCUUCUCGCACCACCCCCUCCUCUCCUCCCUUUUACGGAGCUGGCAGUCUCCGUCGCUACACCACGCGCCGUGAUUCGCGUGCCUCCAUCAACACCAGCCCUGCCUCCCACCGCGAUCGCAACCUCAGCGAUGUCUCACCGCCUGCCGACUCUCGCCAUCAGUUCAACCCUCGCCGCGACAGCGUGGACCUCGCGGAGCUCGCCUCGAGACUGAAGGCUCUGGAGGAGACUGUGGAGGCGCACUCCCAGUCCCAGAGGCGCCCUAUUGACAGAGUUGGCCGCCUCGAAGGCGCUCUGAGAGUGAGAGAGGAGGUCGACUGCCUCCAAGGUCACCUCGCCGACGUCGCCUCGUGGAAGGAAGGGGAGCUGGUCUCGCACGUGAGGUGGUUCCAGCAGCGCUUCGAGGCGCUGCGCGUCCACGUGGAAGAGGUGUUUGCUGUCAGGGACCGUGAGCGGCACGAGCUGCUCAUAGAGAACGAUCGCAUGAGCCGCCGCAUGGAUGCGGCCGCCAUCGACUUGAGCCUGAUGGCGGGGGAGCACCAGCUCCUGAAGGACCGAGUUGGGAGGCUGUCCCGGUCCAUCGGCCGUCUCUCAGUGGCCCUCCAGGUCCCGGCGAAUGAGUUCCCGGAGGAACCCGUCACCGAUGGCGAUGACUCCGAAUGA
Penicillium bovifimosum is the source of this 723-nucleotide messenger RNA. RefSeq lists its product as uncharacterized. Bases 1 to 723 code for a protein of 240 amino acids. The transcript has a single exon. NCBI's taxonomy places the organism in Eukaryota, Fungi, Ascomycota, Eurotiomycetes, Eurotiales, Aspergillaceae. The record is from RefSeq and is a predicted model, not a curated record.